Messenger RNA from Bombyx mandarina (wild silkworm), 1063 nucleotides. RefSeq names its product protein FAM151A. The record is from RefSeq and is a predicted model, not a curated record. NCBI's taxonomy places the organism in Eukaryota, Metazoa, Arthropoda, Insecta, Lepidoptera, Bombycidae.
GGUGCGGAGAGGACACAGAGGACCCGCCAUCCUGCCGAUAAGUGACGUGUUGUUUCGUGAAUACAUAGUUCUUUGAUUAAAACAAAAAAAAUAUAUUAAAUAACAAUGUUUCUUGUCAUAAUCCUGUUUGUCACAGCUACAUUCGUGACCUGUGAAGAAGAAACUAUGAAGAACUUAACAACAGUUACUUGGGCGCACGCCGUCAACAACAAAACAUAUUUGGAAGCUGCCUUAGCAAGUGAAGUUGCAAUGCUAGAAGCCGACAUUGUUUUGGGACAUCUAACAGGCCACGACGGUCCUCCAAUACCAAUAAUGGCUCAUCCUCCAGCAACCACGUCAGAUCUGUCAUUGGCUGAAUUUCUGUCGACGGUGGCACAAUAUAACAACGUUAAUAAUAAACAGAAAGGAGUUAAGCUUGACUUUAAAAGUAUUGAAGUGCUUUCUAAGAGCCAGGAGCUGAUCGCUCCUUACAGUAAACCUCAGGUGACUUUCCCAUUAUGGUUAAAUGCCGACAUUCUACCUGGUCCAGUAAAAGCGACAACAACCCCCGUUGAUCCCAUCAAAUUCAUAGAACUAGGUGCGAAUCAUCCUCGCGCUGUGCUAUCUAUGGGCUGGACCACUAGAUACGGUGGUAACAUCACCGAGGGGGAGUAUACUCCUGAACAAAUUGGUUCAAUGCUGAGAUUAGUCAAUGAACAGAAAAUCAAUCAGACUAUCACAUUCCCAGUGCGCGCAGGUCUUGCCUGCAAUAGUCAACCGGUACUUUUGGACCUGCUUCGGGAGACAGCGUCCUUGAAUUCCUCAAUGACUGUCUGGUCCAGCGAAGGAGACUCCGUGGAGGUCGGCCGUCUGAAGGCUCUCAUCCUGACCGUGGGACUCGAAAGGACAUACUUGGACGUACCACACGAUCUGGCUGCCAAACUGAACCUACCUUCGACUGAUAAAGUCAAACACUAAACAUAGCAAUUACAAAUAAACAAUGUAUUACAUUUUUCAUUAAUAAAGUUUCUUUAUUCUUUUUUUUUCUGUCGGCAUAACUUUGUAGUUAAAAUAAAUGAUAAUU